Messenger RNA from Fusarium coffeatum, 2034 nucleotides. RefSeq lists its product as uncharacterized. The transcript has a single exon. Gene Ontology annotation, cellular component: nucleus. Lineage: Eukaryota; Fungi; Ascomycota; Sordariomycetes; Hypocreales; Nectriaceae. The record is from RefSeq and is a predicted model, not a curated record. Bases 1 to 2034 code for a protein of 677 amino acids. Gene Ontology annotation, biological process: positive regulation of transcription by RNA polymerase II. Gene Ontology annotation, molecular function: DNA-binding transcription factor activity, RNA polymerase II-specific; zinc ion binding; transcription cis-regulatory region binding.
AUGUCGCAACAAACACGUACGUUUCCCAUCAUUGCUCUCACCGACACCACUGACAUUUUAUCCCAGCUCAAAUGCGAUGAAGGAAAACCAGAUUGCAACGUCUGCCUCUCCCGCGGCGUCCAAUGCGGCGGCUACCAACGCGGUCUCCGCUGGUCAACCAAGCAUGAGAAAACAGCCGAACUAGCCGAUCACAAGUUCCGACCCUCAGCAUCACCAUGUCCUUCUGUAAAAAAGCGCAGGGGACGACCACCUAAGAAACAAGUUGAUACAGCGUCCAUGUCGUCUUUCGCUACAGCCAGUUCAGAGUUCAGUCCGACUGAGCAGGGCACAUUUGGAGAGUUUAUGCUUGACGCAUCGCCACAGUCUAUCGAGUUUGGUCAGAACUCUCACCUUCAGGAGACGCAAAUGAGUCCGGCCGAAGACUUCAUGGCGCAGUUUCCUAUGGAUCUUCCUGUCGAGGGAAUCGAGUUUGGCUGGACACCUGAUGCCUUGGAUUUGACGCCGACACAGGACUUUACGGAGAACAACGAACUCGCCCUCUUUCCCAUGCAGCAAAACUACUCAACGUUAUUCCUUCCUCCACCCAUUACCGACCUCUCAUCACAGCUCGUCGAAUACUGGUUCCGUGAUGUCUGCUCUCUCUGGUCUCAAUACGACUCGCCCACUAACUCCAACCGCAUGAUGGCCACAGCACUCUGGUCCACAUCCGAAGCCGUCUCAACAAGCCUUCAAAGCAUGUCCUCCGCCUACCUCUCAUCCCGUAUGCCGCACAUGAAGAAAACAUCCAUCUCAAUGAUGAAGAACGCCACAGAUGUCAUCGAAGCUGAACUCCGCGUCGUCAAAUCAUCACCAAAUCUCGACACCGUCCCCAUGGGUCUGAUCUAUGGUCUUUUCUGUAUCGGUACGAGUAUUUGCUGGUUGAACGCUACGCAGCUGGGCAUACCGUUCCUGAAAGAGGCCAAGGCGCUGCUUCAUCGGAUCAACAAGCAGAAGAGAAGACUUACCGACGAAGAGAGGAAGCUACUGAAUGUUUUCAACAAAAGUUGGACGUAUUGCGAGAUGUUACUUUCUGUGGUGUCGGAUACGAACCCGUAUAUCACGUAUGAGGCUGACGAAGUGGAGGAUAUCAGUGUGGAUGAGUAUCCGACCGCUGCCCAGAUUGACCCCAUUGUCGAUGACAUGCCGCACCCGUGGACUGGUGUGUCGAAUACUGUCUCGCGAUUACUUACUAAAACGUUGAGACUCUGUCGGAAUUAUCGCUAUCACGUCAAACAUCCUGGCCCAUUCGCAACACGCGACCAUGCGACCGCAUUGAAAAUGAUCGACGAAGCGAAACACUUGGAGGAGAAGCUCUUGGGAUUGGAUUUUGAGUCUGCGCCCGCGAAUACCGAAACUGGAGACCAGAAAACACCAUGUCGACAUCUCGUCAACGUCGCUGAGGCCUACCGUCUUGCGGGUCUAAUUCACAUCUACCAGACAUUCCCAGAGCUGGUACUGUUGCGAUUACCAGAUCAUCUGACAGGCCCAGCUGAUGUGCACAUCCCAUGGGAAGAAUGCAUUGCACCGCUAAGUCUCCGUCUCACCAAGCUCAUCGAACAACUCCCCGCCGACUCCGGAAGUAAAAUGACCCAACCACUACUCUGCAUAACCGCCAGCACCGGCCUUCGCUUUGAACCCUCUGAAACCCCCAUCUCACCAGAAUCCGCACCACUCGCAACGCCAUCACCUUUCGAUCUCGGAAGUACAGAACACUGCGGCUUAUCAGACUACAUCGGCCAACUCGUCCAAGCAGACGAGGACAUCGAUCGGCUAUCCACGGUUUCUGAAUCGCGGUUGAAAAUCGUUGAUGCAAGGUGUUUUAUCAUUGGGAGACUUGAUGCUCUGGAAGCGCUGUUACCGCCUAGGCCUAUUGUGGUGGCUAAGACUCUUGUGGAGAAGAUCUGGGAUGAGUACGAUAAGGAAACGCCCGGGAUGGCGGCGGUGCAUUGGAUUGAUGUUAUGGAAGAGAACAAUCUGCGGUCACUGUUUGGAUAA